AUGGUGAAGACCAACCGCUUCAUUGUCAUUUGUACAAACACAGCUCUAUCUCUCAUAAAGUUGAUCAAGGCAAGCACUAUCACAGUGGUCACCACAAAUGCGCAGCACAUUUCUCAAUUCGACGGCUAUUUGCUGGAGGUCACAUUGUUGGAGUCAAAAUUCUCCCCCAAAUCAUCAGAUGAGCCACGAAUGAGCAUUAUGAUUCUCUUGAGAGACCUUCCGUCCUUCUACGAAACGCUCAAUCGACCUAUCGCCGAUGCAGCUGUCACAAUUGACGUGAAGGUCGCGCCUCUACUUAACAAACCGAUUCCCAUCUACAAAGAUACUCUCCACCCCUUCAUUUCCCAGGAAAUACAGCGCAGCUUGCUAGCACCUUUCUCAGCCUACAUUCGAGUUGUCCCGGAUGUUCGGGUGCAUGGCCACGUAUCACACCAACUCGCGAUCACAACUGUGAAAGACAUGCGCAAGGACGAAUGGACCUACCUUCGAGCGGUAGACGACGGUGAGGUUACAGUGAUGGAGGAAAGCCUUCGUGUGAUGAUAGAAGAAACUGUUUUUACAGCGGAAGAAUGCAGGAGGACAGGCUACUGGCACGAGGGCUGCAGAUGGACGCCUUCAGCUCUUCUAUUCGCUACCUUUCUUCAAUGGCGGACGUUGCUCGUCAUGUUUAUUGACGGCAAUAUCGAUGCUACUCGGGCGCUCCGUCUUUUCGAUACGGCAAUCGUUUUUAGCCCCGACGAAAACGAUAUGGAGAAGGGACGUGCCGCCAUCGUCAAGUGGCGUGAUUCCGGAAAGAACUACGAUGCUAACUCAGCUGCACCACAUGCGAUGGAAAUCUAG
Molecule: messenger RNA, 840 nt
Organism: Alternaria burnsii
Lineage: Eukaryota; Fungi; Ascomycota; Dothideomycetes; Pleosporales; Pleosporaceae
Exons: 2
Coding region: 1-840 (279 amino acids)
Source: RefSeq, a predicted model, not a curated record